Naegleria gruberi is the source of this 1179-nucleotide messenger RNA. RefSeq lists its product as uncharacterized. Lineage: Eukaryota; Heterolobosea; Eutetramitea; Acrasida; Naegleriidae. The record is from RefSeq and is a predicted model, not a curated record. The coding region runs from base 1 to 1179 and encodes 392 amino acids. The transcript has 2 exons.
AUGUCUGAACAAGCAAUAAUUGAUGAAGUUUGUAUGACACAACAAGGAGUUGACGUACCAUUUGAACAACAGGGAAUGAUUAGUAGUGACAAAUGUAGAGUUGCGAGGAACGAUGCAACGUUAGUAUUUCGACAAAUUGUAAACAAUAAAAUUGAGUUGAUAAAUAAUUUUAUGCUCAAAAAAAUUAAGUAUAUUGAAAUGGUUCAAACACCAAGCAAGGCGAAUAUUUCCAACAUUCGUCAAAGAGUUUCAGCAAGCAAAUCCUCAACUUCUACCUACAAGUCUGGUUACAUCCCAGUAACUGACAAUGGUAGCUCAGCUUCACUCCCCUCUGUGGUUGACCCAACAUCCAAAACCUUGGAUAACAACCAAGCUGGUUCUGAAAAGAACCUUGAUGCUAUUCUCAACGCCAUCACUUCUUUGGGUGAGAGAAUAAAGCAUCUCGAAGCUGUUCCUCCUGUUCUGCAACAAGCUAAUCAACUUGAUGAAGACCCUGAUGAGGAAUCCGCUGAUGAGGAUUUCACUGAAUGGAAGAAGAAUGCUCACUUCAAGGAUUUAAUAGAGCAUAAGUAUGCCGUAUCCAAUACUAAACAAGCCUUUACAUAUAUCGAACAAAGACUAAAGGCUUUAGGCUAUAUGGAAGACAAUAAUGAAAUGGUACAUGAUUAUUUGUAUUACAUGAUACAAGAUAUGUUGAUAGAAAAGAAAGAAGUUUUUAUUACAGAGAACAUUAUUACUCGAGAACACGAUAUUAAAUGUCUUCUCAACAAUUCAACACCAGACUUUGUAAUUAAGAGGGGAAAUGGAAGACAAAAAACACUCAUUAUUGACAUUUAUGUUGGUGAAAAGGAUAUUAAUGAAAUUAAAGGAAAGUAUAGAAAGCUCGAGCUGUUUGCUGAUUUUAAAAUAAUCACACCAGCCAAUUUCAGAAAAGAGCUGAAGAUUAUUUUUAAAGAUUCUGAUCUUGAUUAUCUUUACAAGAACUACCAAAUCUUUCUAGUUGAGUAUCAUUACUGGAAAGCUUGUAUGAAAUUAAAGAAGAUCCUAUUUAAUGAAGAGAAGAAUAUCGAAAUAAUAACAUUCUCUAAUGAUAGAGAUAAGUUUGAAGUUGACCAGUUACAGUAUGUAGAGACCUUAAAAAAUUAUGCUUCCAGUGUAUUAGCUCAAGAAGAUAUUUAA